Molecule: messenger RNA, 1701 nt
Organism: Scutellospora calospora
Lineage: Eukaryota; Fungi; Glomeromycota; Glomeromycetes; Diversisporales; Gigasporaceae
Source: the annotation of a GenBank genome assembly
AUGGUCUACAAUUAUGACUGGUCAUCGACUAUGCUUGGCCCUAUGGAUUCAUGGGAUCCUGCAAUUAAAAAUGUUGUGAAUUUGUGCCUCAACUCUGGCUUUCCCAUCUGUCUCUCUAUCGGUUCUCCUCAUUGGACUGAGAUAUAUAAUGAAGCUUGGAUACCAGUAUUAAAAACGAGACAUCCAUUCGCAUUAGGAAAACGGCUUGACCAAGUUUGGCCUGAAAUAUAUGACUUUCUUCUUACUCGAUUUGAAAAUAUAAAAACAACGGGUAAAGGCCAAUUUUAUGAUGAUGAAUUUUAUGAAUUACAACGUGAUGGAUAUAAAGAAGAAGCCUAUAUGAAAUAUACAUUUAGUCCAAUUUUCAAAUCUGAUCGCACAGUUUGCGCUAUAAUGUGUAUGUUGCAAGAAACUACUCAAAAGGUUUUAAAUACUCGAAGGUUAAAAAUACUUAGUGAAUUUGGUAGUCAGAUUUCUGAAAUUAAGUCAUUGGAAAGUGCCUGUCGUAUUGUUACAAAUGUAUUAAGUAAUAGUGUUGAUAUUCCUUAUACACUGAUUUACAUUGUCGAUCAUAAAUCGAAUACUGCUGAAUCUUCGGUCGCCCGUCUGAUAGCUACAACCUUUAAUGAAGACGAUAAAGAACGUCAGAUUCCUAAUAAUUUACCAAAUUCUCCCGAAAUAAUUUACUUAUAUGAAGACGCUAAGAAGAGCUACGACACAUACGUAGAAAUAAACCGAGCAGCUACAACUUAUUCGUUCUUGAAGUGCGAUUCUUGGCCAAUAAGCCUUGUAAUAAAGGAAGGAAAACAUGUAAAAGUUCUUUUAAAAGAUGACUCCCAAGCUUUUCUCGUAUCUACAAAAUUAUCUCUUUUAGAAGGACAAACUUUGUCGGUUGUAUUGAUUUAUGGCAUUUAUCAAUUUCGCACACUUGAUGAGCAAUAUAUAGAAUUUUUGCAAUUAGUUACAGAACAAGUGAACACUUAUUUAUUAAAUGGGAUUAAAUUAGAUGAGGAAAAAAAGCGAUCCAAAAUGUUGGCUGAUUUAAAUUAUCAAAAAGUCAUGUUUUUUCAAGGCGUCAGUCACGAGCUAAAAACGCCAUUAACCUUAAUGCUUUCGCCACUUGACGAUGUAAUUAAUGUAUGUUCACAAAAUGCGCCAAUAAUGCCAUACCUUCAAACUAUUCGACGUAACUCUCAUCGAUUGCUUAAACUUAUUAAUGCUUUAUUACAAUUUUCAAAUAUGGAAGCUAAUAAAUUUGAAGCACAUUAUCGAGAAACAAACAUAGUUGAACUUACUCAACAAUUAUCUUUGGACUUUAGCAUUAUGGCUAAAAAAUUAGGAUUAGAUUUCAAUAUUGAUAUUUCAAAUCCAGAUGAAUUUAACAAAGCAGUGGGAGAUAAGAUUUACUUGGAUCAUGAUAUAUACGAAACAAUAAAUUUGCUUGUUAAAGGCUCGAAUGCAUUAAAACAUACUUGGAAUGGAAGCAUAACUAUUCGCUUAUAUCUUGACAACAAAGACAAUAAAAAGAUGGUAAUUCUUGAGGUGUCAGAUACAGGUGUUGGCAUUCCGGAAAUCGCCCUUUCAAAUAUAUUCCAACGAUUUUAUCGUGUAGAAUCUCAAGGUUCACGUAGUCAUGAAGGUACAGGAAUCGGGCUUGCGCUAGUUAAAGAACUUAUUAAGCUUCAUGGUGGUGAUAUUACU